Messenger RNA from Aureococcus anophagefferens, 390 nucleotides. RefSeq lists its product as hypothetical. Gene Ontology annotation, biological process: acyl-CoA metabolic process; fatty acid catabolic process. The annotation marks the transcript as partial. The transcript has a single exon. The record is from RefSeq and is a predicted model, not a curated record. Gene Ontology annotation, cellular component: peroxisomal matrix. Lineage: Eukaryota; Pelagophyceae; Pelagomonadales; Pelagomonadaceae. Gene Ontology annotation, molecular function: fatty acyl-CoA hydrolase activity.
AUCGACCUGGAGGAGAUCGAUCGGCUGCUGUUUCGCGCAUCCAGGGACCAGCUGUGGGUGCCGCCGGGCGGCCGCGGCGUCUUCGGUGGCCAGAUUUUGGGGCAGGCGCUGCACGCGGCGACGCGGGCCGUCGGCGGAGGCUGGGGCGUACAUUCCCUGCACGGCUACUUCCUCCAGGCGGGCAACCCGCGCCACGACGUCAUCUACCGCGUGAAGGAGACGAGCGAGCGGCGGUCGUUCGCGACGCGGAGCGUCGAGGCGCUCCAGGGCGGCGACAUCAUCUUCAAGAUGCAGACGUCCUUCUCCGUGCGCAAGCGCGACGCCGCGCCGCAGCCGUCGCACCAGGACGACAUGCCCGCGGGCGUGCCGCCGCCGGAGUCGCUGCCGUCG